Molecule: messenger RNA, 2457 nt
Organism: Blepharisma stoltei
Lineage: Eukaryota; Ciliophora; Heterotrichea; Heterotrichida; Blepharismidae
Source: the annotation of a GenBank genome assembly
AUGAGAUUGAAAAUCAAACAACAAGAGAACAGCCGGCACAAAGAAAUGGUCACUGCAGUAGGCUGGACUUCAUCUAAUGAGCUCUACACUUGUUCUGACGACAAUACCGUUGUAGUUUGGGAUAUGAAUGGUGAACCCCUAAAUACAGCAUUCACACUCGACAUCCCAGUCAGCGAUAUUUCUUGGCAGCCAGCUGCCAGAGGCAGCUCAGAAACCCUUGCAAUUGCAUGUAUUGAUGGAUCUUUUAAAAUUGUCAGCAAAACUGGAAGAGUCGAAAAACAUGUACCUGACGCCCAUAGAGGCGCAGUAAUUACAAUCAAAUGGAGCUAUGAUGCAUCCACAAUAGCUACAGGAGGAGAAGAUGGGCAGGUAAAAAUCUGGGCAAAAACAGGGAUGCCUAGAUCAACUAUUGUACAAAGUGAUAGAUCAAUAUUUUCCCUUGCUUGAUCUCCAGGAUCAGAUCAAGUGCUUUAUGCUUCAAAUAAGAAUAUUUGUAUAAAGCACAUUCAAGCAGGCCAAAAACAAGUCCAAUGGAAAGCUCAUGAAGGCUGUGUACUAAAAGUGGAUUGAAAUCCUUCAAAUAAUUUAUAUGAUUUCAAUAAGCUAAAUAAUAUAUAAUUGCGGACUAUUAUUAUUUAUAAUACAAAAUAGGUGCUCAUAUAAUAAAUUAAAGUUUUUAUUUAUUUUAAUAAAUAUAAUCAUAUCAGGAGGUGAGGACUGCAGAUAUAAAAUUUGGGACACUUUUGGAAGAAAUUUAUUUACCUCUUCUCCUUAUGAAUAUGUUAUGACAUCUGUAUCUUGGUCACCUAAUGGGGAUUUAUUUGCAGUCGGAGCUUUUGAUAUGCUAAGACUUUGUGACAAAACUGGAUGGACCUAUUCUUUGGUUAAGCCUAAAACUGGGUCUAUUAUGAAUUUAGCUUGGAGCUGGGAUGGGACAAUGCUUGCAGGAGGAGGCGGGAAUGGCGCCACAGUUUUUGGGUAUUUAGUUGAUAAAAAGGCAUCAUGGCAGAAUGUAGAAAUCCAACUUCAAGAAGACAAUAAAAUUUAUGUGGUUGACGUCAUACAUGAAAUCAGUGAAGAACUGGAAUUCAGAGACCGAGUUAUCAAUUUCGCUUUAGGCUACGAACAUCUAGUAGUCACAACCACAACUCAAUGCUCAAUUUAUGACGUCCAAAACUGGCAAACUCCCAACAGAUUUGAUAUCAGAGAACCUGCUAGCCUUAUAGUCUUAGGAUCUAAAUACUUUGCAUUAGUAGACCUUGUUAAUGGAAUACAAAUUUACAAUUAUGAAGCCCGCCAAAUGAGCAAUCCGAAAUUCCAAGGCCUUAGAGUUGAAUUUUUAAGCAACAAGUCUAUAUCAGGCUGUAUGUAAAUUACAAUAUUUUUCCCUAUAAAAGUCACUGUAAUUUUCCAUUUUUUCAGAAUCUAUAUCCCCUUUCGACUGACAUUAUAACAGUCGUAGACACCGCUAAUGGCAAACUUCUAAGACUUUUUGACUUAAUCUCAGGCAAGCCUUUAUCUCAGAACAUCGAGCAUAAUCUCGAAAUCCUCGAGGUCUCAGCUAACCAAGUAGACCAUGCUGCAGAGCGUAAACUCUGUAUUAUGGACAACAACAGAGACCUUCUCCUCACAUCAGUUCACAGAAAUGAAAUGACCAAGCUUUGUUCUAUGGUCGAUUCCUUUAGGUGAAACGAAAAAAGUGACAUGCUCGCAGCCAUUGCUGACAGCAAACUUUAUGUCUGGUACUACCCUAACGUCGUAUAUGUUGGCAAAGAUUUAUUGCAGCUUUCCAGAUCCUCCAGAGACGUCUCUAAUGAGGUCGGCAAAAUGUGUGUGAUUGACAGUUUUACAGGGUCUUUGGUGACUGUCAGAAGAAUUGACGGAAGAAUUGCGACUCUUUCAGUUUCUCCUUACCCAGCACUGUUAUAUGAAAACUGUGACCGAGGGCAAUGGGAAAAAGCUAUUCGGCUCUGCAGGUUUGUAAAAGACUCUACACUUUGGGCGUGUUUAGCAGCCAUGUCACUUCAUGCGAGAGAGCUGAAUACAGCUGAAAUUGCUUUGGCAGCUAUUGAUGAGGUUGAUAAAGUCCAGUUUAUCAAUUAUGUCAAAACAAUACCUUCAGAAGUAGGCAGAAACUCAGAAUUGGCUUUAUUCUGCAAGAGGCCACAAGAAGCUGAGCAGAUUUUGCUGCAGGCGAGGUUGUAUUAUAGAGCUAUCAAAAUGAAUGUAAGGCUAUUUAAAUGGGAAAGAGCCCUUGAUAUCGCUUUAGCUAACAAAAAACAUAUAGAUACUGUUAUUGGGUAUAGAAAAAGAUUUUUAGAGUCAAGCGGAAGAGAAGAAACCCUUGAGAAAUUCAAACAGUUUGGAGAAAUAGAAAUAGACUGGGUCGCAAUCAAAACAAAAAUCAAGCAAGAAAAAGAACAAGAAGCCUUAAGUGGUAGACCUUAUGAUGGGUAA